Messenger RNA from Hydra vulgaris (swiftwater hydra), 6752 nucleotides. RefSeq names its product rootletin. The record is from RefSeq and is a predicted model, not a curated record. Gene Ontology annotation, biological process: cilium assembly. Gene Ontology annotation, cellular component: centriole; centrosome. NCBI's taxonomy places the organism in Eukaryota, Metazoa, Cnidaria, Hydrozoa, Anthoathecata, Hydridae.
AAUUAGUUUUUUUUGAGUCAUAAAUGACUGAGUGGUGUUGAUUUAUAAAUUUGGCUCUCAUUGAGUGUAAUGAGUUUCUUAGAUGAAAAACCACCUAGUGAUAAAAGCAACGAUGAAGAUCUUCCAAGUUUACAAUCUAUUAUCAAGAGGCUAGAAGAAAAUGAAAUUAAAAUUCCAACCAAAGAAACUCUUACCAACUCAGAAAUACCUAUUUCUAUGCGCGAUGUCACUAAAGUAAUGUCUAAUGAUGUAGCUGAUGCUGAAAAAUUGAUUGAAGAAAACAGGCUAUUGUAUGAUGAUUUACUUUGGAGUCAAAAUCAGCUUUCUUUAAUGAAGAGCGAAAAAAGCUCUUUAAACUCAUCAAAGUUGCCUCUUUAUAAUGAUUAUAUGAGAAUGCAAUCUCCAGUUAAUUCUUCGUAUAAUAAUGAAAAUGUUAGGAUACAGUCUCCUGUUAGUUCUUUCUUGUCUGUUGAAAAUUAUAUUCUUCAAAUUAACCAGCUGAAGCAAAAAAUUGAGGAUGACCACUCAAAUUAUAAGCGAAAGUUGCAUGCAUACCAAGAGGGACAAGAGAAGCAAUCUGAGUUAAUUCAAAAACUUCAAAGCAAAGUUCAACAGUACAAAAUGCGAAACAAUGAACUAGAGAUGAUUGCAAAUGAUAAAUCAAAUGAGUUAGAAGAAUUGCGUGAUAAGCUUCAAGUUACUAUAGCUAGUGCAAAGGAGUAUGAGAAACGUCUGAUGGAAUUUGAUGAAGACCGAAGUAAUGAGAUGGAGAACUAUGCAGUGCAACUUGAAGAAGAAAAGCAACGAAAUGUUAAUCUGCAACAUGCCAAUAAUAUGUUACAUGAGCAAUUAGAACAAGCUACAUCAGCAAACAGUCACCUCUCUUUAGAAACACAAAAACUUUCAAUAGAGUUAACAAAAUCAUGUGAUGAACUGAAGCAUCGUGAUUCUGAAGAAGAAAAUUAUUUUACUGAAGAACAUAGGAAGCUGGUGAAUCUGUGGAAUUCAAUUGACAGUUUUCGAUCAGCAUUUAACAUAGUCAAAUUAGAAACUCAAAAAGACUUGCUGCAAGUAAAAGCAGAAUUUAGUAAAUCUGCAAGAACCAUACAAGCAGCCUCAAUGGAAUUAGAGAAAACGCAACGUGGAUUGUCAACAGUUAAUCAAAAUACUCUUCUUGAGGAGCAGGCUCAACGAGAAAAAGUUGAAUCGCAAUUGCGUGAAAAAAUACGAGAACUAAUAGAUUUGCAAGCUACUUUAAACAAAAUGAAAGACCAUUAUGAGAUUAGGCUAGAUGAGAUCACAAAUUCUUUAACUGAAUCCAAAGCAAGAGUAGAUGAGCAACAGAAGACUAUCGGCUUGUAUAAAAAUAAGCUAAAACAAUUGGGUAUUGAAUAUUCAGAAACAACCGAGAACUGGAAAAAUGAUAGCCAAGUUAAUAUAGAAGCAAUGCGUGAAGAAAUUGAAGUUUUGCAAAGUACAUUGUAUGAACUUGCCAACUGUAUUUUAGAAGAUGCAGAUAGUACAUCUAGUUCUCUUGAUUAUUUGCUUUCAAAAGUUGAAGCUGAAAUUGAUACUGAUAAUGAUAUCGAUCCUUCAUCAAAAGUAAAAGAUAUAGUUCAGUCUAGUUCUCCGUUGAUUCAUGUGAAGUUAAGAUCUAAAUCACCAGUGCGUGCUCGUUCACCAGCUUAUAUACAAUCACUGGUAGCUGGUUCUCAAUCAGCUAUGAAAAAGCGCCAGCUACAACUGCAAGAACAGAAAAGACAAUUAGAUAUAGCAGUUAUGGAUAAACAAAGCUUUAAAAGACAGUUUGACAUAAGUUCAUCUAAGUUGCAGCAGUUAAACACAGCAUACGAUGAAUUAAAAACUGAUCAUUUAUCAUUACAAUCAAAGUACAAUAAAAGUAAUGAAGAUUGCAAUAAAUACAGAAAUCAAUUACAAAUUAUUGAAAAGGAAAAACAGAGUUUUGAAAACAUGAAAAACCACCUGCAGAAUAAAGUUGAAGAAUAUGAACAUAAAGUUAAUCAAUUAGAAAAUCAAAUAAGUUAUUUGAAAAAUAAUCAUGAGAAUGAAAGUGAAAAAAAGGACUCCAUUAUGAAUGAAGUUUCACGUUUGAGUAAUGAAAGUCAACAACUUCAAAAGGUUAUUGCAGACUUGGAGUGCAAACAGUCAAUGUUAAAAGAAGAAUGUGUUGAUUUAAAAGAAAAGUUAAAUAGAGCUUCACUUGAAAAGGACGUUUUUCUACAAGAAAACACUCAUUUGCAAGAGUUGCUGAAAUCAGCUCAAGAUGAACGUGACGACUUAGAAAAUGAUGUUAAUAAACUUAAAAUGGAUGAAGUUCAAUUGAAAGAUGCAUUGGUCAAAUUGCAGACAUUAAAUGAAGCUCUUGGUGAGGAUAAACUUAAUCUUGGAAAGAUAGUUCUUCAAGUUGAAGCUGAAAGAGAUCAAAUUUACAAAGAAAAAGAAAAUCUUGAAUCAGAAAAGUUAGGCUUAAAAGAGGAAUUGCUUCGAAUCGAUAAAGAGAAAGCAUCACUAGAAUCAGAGCGAAAAGGAAUACUUGAAGCAAUAAACCUAAAUGAUGCUACAAUAGAAAAACUAGAGGAGCAAUUACAAGAGGCUUGUUUUUCAAAAAACAAAAUGAAUGACACUUUGAACAAUGUUGUUAGAGAAAAAGAAGUAUCUCAGUACGAGUUGGUGUCACUGCGACUUGAAGUGGAAAGAUUGCAGAACAGUCUUAACCGUCUAUUGAAAGAAAAGGAGGAACUGACCAAAGAAAACUCGCUUAUUUCAGUAAAAUUAUCUGGUAAUUUAAAAGAAAUUCAAGCACUGACAGAGUCAAAUGCUUUACUUAAGUCUGAAAAAGAAACAUUAGAGUCAUAUCUUUAUGAGUUGCAGCACCUUGUAGGAAAACUUGAAGUACGUAAAGAGCAACUUGAAACAAGCAAUCAUGAAGUCCAUCUGGCAAAAGAUACUAUAGCUGUUGAGUUAGCUCACCUAAAAAAAGAAAAUGAAAUACAAACAGCAAAGUUAAAUAAAGAAAAUGAGCUUUUGCAGCAGAAAUUAUCUUUGCUUGAGCGUGAGCGAGACCUCUCAUUAAGUCGGCUGAAAGAACAGCAUGAAGACCAGAUCCACCAACUUGCAAUGGACAAAGACAAAAUGUUAACAGCAAAAAAAGAGGAACAUUUGAUUGUCAUAAAUGAGCUUAAAGAAGAGAUGGAAGAUUAUCAAAUUAAAGCUGAGCGUGAUCGUUUAGCUUUGAUAAAUGAAGUUGCAAGCAUUCAAAGGGAAAGAGAUGAUCUACUUUUGCAAGCUGAAGCAGAAAAACAAGCACACUUAAGAGCAGCAGAUAGUGAAAAAUCACUUCUUGUUGAAAAAAUAACAAAGCUUAAAGACGAUUUGGAUUCAGCGAAUGAAGAAUUAGAGAUCUUGAAAAGAGAUCUUGAAGAAAGAGCAGCAAGAGAAAAGGAUUUACUCAAUGAUAGUGCACACGAGAUAGAAAAAUGCAAAGAAAAUCUAGAAGAAACUGUGAAUCUUUACGAAGCUAAGUUAAAAGAUCUUGUUGACAGUCAUGAUAAGCUUCUCAAAAAUAAAGAAGAGUUAUAUGGAGAGUUGUCCAAUGCAAAGUUUCAGCUUAAGAUUUUAAAUGAAAAUCACGAAGCAGCACAAAAGGAGUGUAAAGAAUUGACAAACAAGGUAAUUGAUUUAAAUGGAAAAUUAGACGAUGCAAGCAAACACACAUUAGAGUUGAAGAGGUCUCUUAAAGAUGCUGAGGUAGAGAAAAUGCUAGUACUUUCAGGUGCUGAAGAGUUACGAGAAGCUUUUAAGCAAGUAGAAAGUGAGAAAAUGACAUACAAAAAAAAUUAUGAAGAUAGCAAAAAAUUAGCUUCUAUUUUGGAUGAUACAAAUGUUAUGCAGACCAGAGAAACAGAUGAUUUGCGUCAUAUGAUCAGUGAACUUGAGACGGCAAGACAAGAAACAAGAAAAGAAGUUCAACAAUUGCAGAACCGGGUGCGUCUGUUAGAUACUGAAUGUGUAAAAUGUAAGAAAGACUUAAAUAUUGCAAAAGAUCAACUUAAUAAAACAAAUUCUCUUCUUGAAGAAGAACGGCUUGAUUUGAUAAACACAAAAAAUAAGCUUAGAGAAUGUGAAACAUCUAAAGAUGCCAUUAAAGCAGAGAUGCAGGCACUAGCCACAAAGGCUAGAGAGCAUAAUGAUGAAUUUGGACUUAGAGAGAAAGAUCUACUUAUGGCUUUAGAAGAUGCUCGUCAAACAGAAGUAAAAGUGUAUGACAAAAUGAGACAACUGGAAAAUCUUUUAGAUGUAUCAAAUCAAGAAAAAAGUGAUUUGAAGUUAAAGUUAUCAAGUGUUGAAGGUCGUAAUUUGGGAUUAGAAGACCAGUUAACAAAACUUGAAGCUCUUAAAAACGAUUUAGACUCAAAAUUAUCAAAUGUAUACUCAGCUCUUAGAAGGACACUGGGUAUUAAGCCAAAUCAAUCAAUAAACAGUACACCUUCGCCCCAGCCAAAUGUCACUCCGAAACGUCGCGCACCUUACGCUCGGAAUAGAGUGUAUUUACAAAGCUCACACGAUCAAAGCAGUGAAUUCGAUGAGACACCACCCAGUAAAAAUGUCAGCUUUGAUACUUCGAAUGAAAUGGAUCCCGAGUAUGUUCGUAACUCUUUACGUGAGUUUGCACAAAAAUUUAAAGAUUUAGAGCAUGAGCGCGAUGAAGCUUUGAUAAAUAUUGGCGGACUUCAGCGUCAACUAGAAAAUCUUGAAAUGGAUCGACUUGAUUAUGAAAAUCGUCUAAGCGUUUUACAGAAAAGUCUUCAAGAUACGGCGGAAGAUAAACGGGGUGCUGACGGACGUUUAAGUAGUGCUCAAACAGCUUUACUUCUUCAAGAAGAAACCAUCCGAAGACUUGAACGAGAACGGAAAACGGCAGAAGAAAAAUUUCAAAUAUUGGAAUCCACCGUUGCUCAACUGGAAACUGAAAAACGCACUCUUAAAGAAAAAUAUAUGAAAGCUCAUAAGCAUAAACUAAAAUACGAGCAAGAAGCUGAAGCAAUGCGUUCACAAAUUGAUGGCGCUGAGUCGCGCAUCACGCGAACAGAUUUAAAGAAAAAAUCUCUUGAAGGAGAUAUUGAUCGUCUUCGGAGUCAGUUACACGAUGCUGAAAAUGAAAAGCAUGCUACAAAACAAAGAUUAGAAAUUCUUCAACGAACUUGUAAAGACCUUGAGCUAAAAUCUUCGUCUCUUCAAUUAACCGUUGAUCGCUUAAAUAUGUCAUUAUCGAAAAGCACUGAUCAAGAGCAUCUUCUUCAAUCUAAAGUUACAGAACUUUCUGCCAUCAUUAGCGAAAAACAAUCUGUUGUUGUUUCACUGCAGGAUAAGUUGCAACAGACAGAACGCAUCAUUGUAUCAAACGAGCAAGAAAAACAAGCCGCAUUCGAGAAAGUCGAAAACUUAAAAAAACAAUUACUUGAAAACAAAAAGUUAAACGACUUGCAGAACGAUAAAAUUUUGAAUUUACGGAAUGAAAUAGCCAAUUUAGAGAGUACGCGUAUUAAUCUUGAAAGUGAACUUCGGCAAGUUCAGACAUUGCUACAGAAGAAUAAAGUAGGAGACGAGGAGCUACUCAAUAAAUUAGAAAAAUUCAAGGAAGAAAAAAAAAACUUGCAAGAGCGUCUUGCUCAACAACAAAGACUUCUUGCUCAAGGAGAACAAGAGAAACGUGAUAUUGAAAAAAACAGUGUUAAAGUUGAAAAAGAAAAGCGUGCUUUGAAGGCAACUGUUGAGCAGCUGGAAAAAGAGAAAUUUCUUAUUGACGAGGAGUUGAUUCAAUUGAAGAAUGAUCAAACUGAAUCGGAUAAGAUCCGUUCGAAUUACGAACAAACUAUAAACUCUCUGCGUAUACAACUAUCGCAGCUGCAAGAAACUCUGGAAGAAAAGGAAUUACAACAUAAUAAAAAAUUAGCGUCGAUGUCUGCGCGUCAUCGAGAUGAUCUAAUGAAAGAAAUAGAGAGAAUGAAGUCUUCCCAGCAGAGUUUAGAUCGAACGUAUGAUGCGCGUGAACGUGCGCAUAAACAGCGUAUACGAGGUUUGGAAGACCAAAUAAAUACUUUAAAAGAUCAAUUCGCAAAGGAGAUUCAGCAAAAACAAUCUUUCAUUAACCGCACAACUCAGAAGAAUGAGGAAAUCCAAGAAAUUCGUCAAAAGAUAAAUUCUUCGAUAAACGAAGUUGCACGUAACGCCGAUCCGCGCAUUUUAGAUCGUGAAUCUCAAAAGUUAGACACAACUUACGACAACUAUAACGAUUUUUCUGCUGUGCUGACUGCAUCCACUCCUUAUUCAAACAGAAUGAAAGUCUCUCCAUUUAUAAUAGAUAAGUACAGUAGUAUGACGCCGACAACUGAUCCUGGACUAAUGAGUUCUCGAAUCGAUCUUCCCAUUACAACAGAAGCUCGUAACCUUAGCAACACAACUUUUGUUUCUCCUAUUCGAAAAAAUCUUGGAAAAAAAUAAUGACAAUAAUAUGUUAUAAAUCUUUAAACCCACGUAUUGUUUUUUUAUUGUAAGGGCUAGAGCUUUAUUUUUUUUUAUUCUAUGUAAAUACUUUUCGAUGAAAUAUUAUGGUAGAUAGGGAAAUGUAUAUAUAACUAAAUAUAUUAUAAAACUGCAGCCAAUAAAUUUUAUUAUAAAAAUGUACCAUUAAUAGACGAUUUUAAUAUACUAUGUGAUGAAUAACUUUUCUA